Penaeus indicus is the source of this 4635-nucleotide messenger RNA. RefSeq names its product serine/threonine-protein phosphatase 4 catalytic subunit (gene Pp4-19C). NCBI's taxonomy places the organism in Eukaryota, Metazoa, Arthropoda, Malacostraca, Decapoda, Penaeidae. Gene Ontology annotation, biological process: double-strand break repair via homologous recombination. The record is from RefSeq and is a predicted model, not a curated record. Gene Ontology annotation, cellular component: nucleus; cytoplasm. The transcript has 8 exons. Bases 163 to 1086 code for a protein of 307 amino acids. Gene Ontology annotation, molecular function: protein serine/threonine phosphatase activity.
AGAACAGCCUUUGCCAAGCGAGAAGAGAAACGCUCAGAAAGAAGACUAUUUAUUUUGGACUUAUUUUGGACGCUAAAUCGAAGAAAUCGGCGCGGCCUUCGUGCCUGUUGGUGCUCUGGUCGGCUAAUCUGGUAAUUGUGAGGCACUGGUGAAAACAAAACCAUGGGUGACUGCAGCGAUCUUGACCGUCAGAUUGAGCAGCUGCGGCGCUGUGAGGUCAUAAAGGAAGCAGAGGUCAAAGCACUCUGUGCCAAGGCACGGGAAAUCCUUGUGGAAGAGAGUAAUGUACAAAGAGUGGACUCGCCUGUUACAGUAUGUGGAGACAUUCAUGGACAGUUUUAUGACUUAAAAGAAUUAUUUAAAGUUGGUGGAGAUGUGCCAGAUACCAACUACCUCUUUAUGGGAGACUUUGUUGACAGAGGCUUCUAUAGUGUGGAAACUUUUCUCCUACUUUUAGCACUGAAAGUUCGAUACCCAGACAGAAUCACAUUGAUCAGAGGCAAUCAUGAGUCACGACAAAUUACUCAAGUAUACGGUUUCUAUGAUGAGUGUUUAAGAAAAUAUGGAACCAUCACAGUAUGGCGAUACUGCACAGAAAUUUUUGACUACCUAUCACUAUCUGCUAUUAUUGAUGGCAAGAUUUUUUGCGUACACGGAGGUUUAUCACCAAGCAUUCAAACACUAGAUCAGAUACGUACUAUUGACCGCAAGCAGGAAGUCCCCCAUGAUGGCCCUAUGUGUGAUCUCUUAUGGUCUGACCCCGAAGAUACUCAAGGCUGGGGUGUGAGUCCACGAGGAGCAGGCUAUCUCUUUGGUUCAGAUGUUGUAGCACAAUUUAAUGACACAAAUGGCAUAGACAUGAUAUGCCGAGCUCAUCAGCUGGUCAUGGAAGGAUAUAAAUGGCAUUUUAACAACACAGUUCUAACCGUUUGGUCAGCACCCAACUACUGCUAUAGAUGUGGUAACGUGGCAGCCAUUUUAGAACUGGACGAAAAUCUUAAACGGGACUUCACAAUAUUUGAGGCAGCACCACAGGAGAGUCGAGGUAUACCAGCAAAGAAGCCUCAAGCAGACUACUUCCUUUAGGAUUUUUCUUUAGAAAAGUUGCAGUAUUGCUGUGUAGGAUAUCUUUCACUCAUUCUGUGAAUCAACUUACACUUGCUGCUUUGGCACAAGGUGCUACGAGACUUAUGGGCAUGGUAUGAUUCACUAAUUAAUUUAAUUUUUUUCAUCAUUAUAUUAAUCAUUUUAUGACUGACUAUCUAUAUUAUUUUUAUUUUUAUUUUUAGUAUGAAUAUUUUCAUUAAUUUGGUUAUCAUAUCAACAAACUAUUCCCUUUUUUCCUAUUAUUCUUGUUGAUUUUUUUUUUCUCUCUCUCUCUCUCCCUUCGUUCUUUCUUUUUAACUUUUUCUUCUCUUUUAUCACAGCUAUUAUUUUUUAUAUUUUGAUAUUAUUUUUGUUAAUACUAUUUUUAUAAUUGUCAUUAUUUUAUUAGAAAGUCAGUAAAACCAUUUUAGGAAUUAUUGCUAUCAGAGGACCCAUUAUAAGUAAUUAUUGGGGGGAAUUUAGAUGUCACAGAUAUUCGUAAAAGUUAUUUUGGUGACAACUGAAAUGUUGAAACAUUUACUUGCUCACAUGUUACUGUCUUUUUAUGAUGAGUGAACUACAUUCUUUCCUACCUAUAUUAAUGACAUGCUUAGGAUCUGUAGUUGAAAUAUUUCAGUGUGCAUCUUAGAAUGGUGUAAGCACAGUUGUUUCUAAAUUCUUACAGUGAGAGAAUAGACAUGAAAAUGUGCAUUUUUGAAAUGAUUCCCACUUGGAAAAAGACCCAUCUUGCCUAUCCUGACCAGUUGAAUCUGUAUAUAGCAGGUAUGAAUAAUCAAAGGUUCAGGCCUAGGGCAGAUUGUGGGCCUGUAAUUGUAUGUAUGUACACAUGUACUCACAUGGAUGUAUGUGUUUGUGUGUGUGCAUGGUUGUAUGUAUGUGGGCAUGUUCCCAUCACACUCAUUUCCAUGUUAGAUGACCUUGGAGUGCGUACUUGGUAUAUCAAAACUCGGUAGAAUUGAAAUUUGUAGGUUUUCCCCCACUUGCAAUGUACGAGACUUGGAAAUGAGGCUUUCUUGAAGUAUUUGCUAAAGUAGCUUAUGUGUUUCUGGUUUACUUUUUAAUGAAAUUUAUUUCUUGUGCAGUGUUGAAUGGAUCUGGAAAAGUCUCACAUUUGCUCUCAGAAGAAUACUUUCUGUCUGCACCAGUACAGUUCUAGCCAUUUUUUAUACCAAGAACACUCCUCAGGUUGUUUUAGGUGUCACUGGUAAACAAUGUGACAUGAACUCCUUAUGAGUCAGUUUGGUGCACUGAGGUGAAGCUUCACCAGAAGUGACUCAUCUUUUACUGUCAUCUGUACAUGAAGCAUAGUCCAUUAUUCAUCCAGGGUUCUUGAUUGUCAUAGCUCAUUGCAAUUUUUUGCAAACAUGAAAUGUGAAUGCAUUAUCUUUAGAAAAUUAUUUGAAAACUUUCUUUCCCUCCAUUUUAUUAUCAGAUGUGCAGGUUUGUGCAGAAAAGUAUAUAUAUGUAUAUAUCCACUACUUCAGAAGUCUUGAUUCUCUUUCAGUGAAGGUACUGUAAAGAAAGCAGAAAAAAAUCACCAAGACUCUGGUGUUAGAAACUGACUGUCCUAAAUCAUUUACAUUGUUCAUAUUGAGUAAUAUUGCCUCCACUGUCUGGGAGACUGAGAAUCAUUUUGAACACAUGACUGGCUGCAGGGGGCAUCCUGUUCAACCAGCCUACUCAUGAAUUGGUAAAGAUAUUGAAGUACCUCAGUGGCUUGUAUCAGAUGGUUCUUUUUCAGUCUUCUGGCAGUGUUGGGAGUGGAUUGAAAGUCUAACUCAUCAUGUUGGUCACUUUCCAUCUUGAAACACUGAUUUGGGGGGAAAGCAGAUAAAUAAAGAUUUUCUUAUGAUUGCUGUUGAUAUCUUGUGUGUGAAAGUAUUCAGAGGGAAACGAAAAUAAAUCCAAGCAUGUAGUUUGAAAAACUGUGCAGACCUUGUUGAGCAAUUGGGAAAGAGUUCCUUAAAAUAUCCUGACUUCUUGUCAAUAUCUACAUGUGUAAUUAUCUACAGCUCUAGGCAGUAAAAUUUGGUGGAAAUUGUGUGCAGAAAUUUAUUUUUUUGCAGACUACAUACAUUCUCUUGAAAUGCCAUUUUUUAUAUAUAUACUAGUGACAUACUUGAUGCUCUGUCACUUUGUGAUGUAAUCUACUGGUAUUUUAGUAACUUUUCAUUAUAAAUAUUGUACAAAUAUUCCUAAAGAGGAAAAGGCUCUGAUAAAGCAAAAGAAUUCUAGCAGGAAAGAGGACAUAUAGCAUUUUCCUGUAGUUCUUUGGUUUGUAAAGGAGAAGUAGAUUGUCCAUUAAUUUAUAGACAAUAUAAGAAGAUAUUUGUUUAAAGUAGAUUAUCCAUUAAAUUGGAUACAGUAUAUGAGACAACUCUGUGAGAAUCUGUAAAAUUCUUAAAUGAAGUUUAGAAAGUGCUCUCUCUCUUGUUCUUGUCUUUUGCUUUACUUCUUUUUUCUUUUUUUUCCACAAUUGGUACAAUAAGUGAUACUAGCCAAUAUAUGGAAAAUAAAUAAUGUUACAUUUCAUAUGGUCAAACUGACUGAAAUGUAGUCAGCCACUUACGUUAAGAUGAAUUUCAGAAUGAAACUAGGUUUUUGUUUCCCAUGCCACUGUAUUUUAUCAUCUUUUUUCUGGGUACAGUUAUCUUCCAUGAACUUCAAAGUGUUUCUUUUUUCUGUUUUUAAUUUUUGUGCUGUUUACUUUUUCAAGCAAGACAGAGAAUAGAAAACCAACAUAGAGGGAUUUUUUGUUUUCACCAAGGUUUUGAACCUGUCUAGAACUUACAUGUAAGAAUGUGUAAGUGCAUGUUUGCAUGCAUGUGUCAUACAUUAUAUUGCUAUUUAGUAAAUUUUGAAUCAGUAAUCGAGUAAGAAUAAGUGCAAUGGAAACAAACCAGUCUCCGAUAAUUUACAUCCUCUAGAACAAAUUCCUUUGUCUCCAUUAAACUUUUUAUUUUAUUAUUAAUUUUUUUAAUAUUCUCGUCUAGGAUGUAACUGGCAUGGGAGAUAGAUAGGUUUACUAUCAUGGCAGGAUGAUUUUCUGGCAAUGAUGGAUGGCAAGUAAAGAAAUAAAAUAACUAUAAAAUAUGGUAGUCUCAGCACAAGAUGAAAAUGGAAACCUACAUGUGUCUGAUCUUUGAAGGUUUUAUCAUAUAGUAUGAAUCUUUAUCAUGACUACGACAAAGGGCGGCACGGCAUUCACGAAAUUCUUGACCACUGGGAUGAUGUGUACAGUACAAAAGAUGUGUAGCUCAUAUUUAACAUUUAUUUUUCUUUUCCUAAACCAGAAAAAAAAUGUCAAUGGAGUCCAGCUAAUAAAGAUUAAAAGAUUGGUAUCUAGUGGCUCUUCUCUUUAUUAUUUUCCAUUUCAUGAUUAUGGUUAUUUGUAUCCUUACAAGAAUUUUAAAAGGUAUUGUCUGUAUAAAUAGUCAGCCCAAGAUAAUCCCUAAUAAAUAAAUAUAUUCUCCCAUGUGAUGUGCAUUGAAGAACUACAAUACAUAUGAAUAAAUUUUUUUUUAUUUU